This is a messenger RNA of Nerophis lumbriciformis (worm pipefish), 783 nucleotides long. NCBI's taxonomy places the organism in Eukaryota, Metazoa, Chordata, Actinopteri, Syngnathiformes, Syngnathidae. The record is from RefSeq and is a predicted model, not a curated record.
AUGUCUCAUAAAUGGGGAUACGGACCGUCUAACGGCCCUGACAAAUGGGAAGAAGGUUACCCAAUCGCCAACGGACCCAGACAGUCUCCCAUCAACAUCGUCCCAAAGGAAGCCCAGUUUUCUCCUUCCCUCAAGCCUCUCAAACUUAAAUAUGACCCGUCCAACUCCUUGAGCAUUCUCAACAACGGGCACUCUUUCCAGGUGGACUAUUUGGAUGACGUCGAUUCUUCUACUCUUACUGGAGGUCCUAUUUCUGGAACUUACCGUCUGAAGCAGUUUCACUUCCAUUGGGGAGCCAGUGAUGAAAGAGGUUCUGAGCAUACCGUCAAUGGCAUCAAGUUCCCCUGUGAGCUUCACCUGGUGCACUGGAACACCAAAUAUCCCAGCUUCGGAGAGGCGGCCAGUCAACCCGAUGGACUCGCUGUGGUCGGGGUCUUACUCAAGAUUGGUGCUGCCAACCCCAAACUGCAGAAAGUGUUGGAUGGCUUGGAUGCCAUUAAAACAAAGGGAACGCAGACCACCUUUCCUAACUUUAACCCCGAGAGUCUCCUUCCCGUCUCACUGGAUUAUUGGACAUACGAUGGCUCUCUGACCACACCGCCUCUUUUGGAGAGCGUCACAUGGAUCGUUCUCAAGGAACCUAUCAGUGUCAGCCCUGCACAGAUGGCCAUGUUCCGCAGCCUGCUGUUCAGCGGAAAAGGAGAGGAGGAGUGCUGCAUGGCAGACAACUACCGGCCUCCGCAGCCAUUGAAGGGCCGGCAGGUCCGCGCCUCCUUCAGAUAA